This is a messenger RNA of Emiliania huxleyi CCMP1516, 552 nucleotides long. RefSeq lists its product as hypothetical. The record is from RefSeq and is a predicted model, not a curated record. NCBI's taxonomy places the organism in Eukaryota, Haptophyta, Isochrysidales, Noelaerhabdaceae. The transcript has 3 exons. The annotation marks the transcript as partial.
GAGCAGACGCUGGGGGGACACUCGCGCCCGGAGGCGGUACGCACGACCCGGAGGCGUGGGGAUGGGGGGGGGCCGCGCCGCCGCCGCCGUGCCGCCUUCUCCCGCUUUGACCUCCCCCAGCUGCUUCUCCUCAAAUCAACCUGUGAGCUUGCGAGGCGGCGGGGGUGGGAGUGCUCUCGGGCGGCGUGUGCGAGCGCGCGCGGCGCGAGAUCUCUUUCGAUAUCAAGCACUGCCUUUGAUGCCUUUGCAAGAACCGCCAGCGGCGGUGGUCGAACCGGUUCGCGGUUCGAGCCGGGACCUUUUGGCUCCCGGUUCGGAACUCGCUUGGAGGGUUGCUUCGCUCUCGCGGCGGGCGCGUGGGUGCGUGUGCGCGUGCGCUGCUGCAAGGCGAGGGGCGGCGCGGGGCGGCGCGGCGCGGCGAGGCGGGCGGCGGCGGCGCGCGGUCGUUCCUUUUGCCCGGGUGAGGCGUGGCUUGCGCGCCGCGUGGUGAUGACGCAGCACGCUGAAAAGUCCUUGGUGAGCCACCGCGGUGGCAGCGAGCCAAAGCAAGCC